Auanema sp. JU1783 is the source of this 555-nucleotide messenger RNA. The record is from the annotation of a GenBank genome assembly. NCBI's taxonomy places the organism in Eukaryota, Metazoa, Nematoda, Chromadorea, Rhabditida, Rhabditidae.
UUGCGUGUAAAAAAUCAAAAACAAAAUGAUUUGCCAUCAACUCAUGAAUGCUCAUUGCAGUCCGAAGAAGAGAAAUGGGAACUGAUUGGUAGUCGAACUUAUAAUUGGGAAGGAUCAUCUGUAUUACGAUGUCGUCAUUGGGAUGAAGUAGCUGUAAGAUGGCAUCUGUCAACUUGUGGUUCACGUCAUGCUAAACGUCAUUGUGAAGGAGGGACAAAUGCUCAUUUAGCAACACAUGCACAAGAAUAUCAUGAACUGCCUCGUUGGGAAAAUGCAUUCACAUACGUUCAACUGCCAACUGAUAUAGAACAUGAUCAUAAUCAAAUAUUACAUUUGGGUAUGGAUGGUUAUGAUAACCAUGUUAUGAACUUGACAAGUAUCACUCCAUUGAAGAUUGAUGUUGAUUGGAAAUGGACAAAAGAUAAGAAUGAUUGUAAUCACUUUACUGUUAGAAUGUCAGCUAUGAGCACGAUUGAGAAACAUCGCUUAGGAGAGUUAGAACAGUUCUGUCGCGCAUUCGAUAAGGAUGGAUUCGUCAUAUGUGAUAAUUUAUGA